AUGCCCAGAGAUGAUCCGAUUCUUGAGGAGGAAAGAAAAGCCACAAGUGCUUACGAUUUGGUGAGAAUGCGAUUGAAUAGAUUGGAACAGAACAUUGUAAGUAAAACAGUUUUUAGGAACUUUUUUUCGCAAUUUUGUGGAUUUAAGCAUAAGCCAGCACCGAUUCCUACCAGAAAAGAGCAAUUACGACCUCCAAAGCCUCCUCCAGAAUUUGUUCGAAACGUCGUUGGUUCAUCAGCUGCAGCUGGUAGCGCUGAAUUUCACAUCUACAGGUUUUUUGUUGAAGAAUGUCUUUUUUAAAUUUUAUACCAGAAAUAACCGACGGAAAGAGCAAAAUCGUCUGGAUUAUAUUGCGGCUGUGGCAAAAAAGGAGGAUCUAGAUGACGAGUUCAAGUAAGAAAUUUUUUCGUUUUUUAAAUUUUUGUUUCUUUAAGAAGGCAGAAAGAAAAAAUCGAGCGGGAAGAAGAGGAGAAAACGGCGAAACGAAGAGCAAAACGACAAAAGAGAAAGUCGAAAAGAGCGAAGAAAGCCAAAAAAGAAAGCAGUAGCGAAGAGGAAUCCGAUGAAGAUGAAGACGAAGAAGAAGAGGAAUCUGAAGCUGUUUCCGUAGAGAAACUUGAAAAAGACGCUGACAGCGAUGCCGAGCCGGAGAAAGCAGAAGAGGAUCAAUGA
Caenorhabditis auriculariae is the source of this 672-nucleotide messenger RNA. The record is from the annotation of a GenBank genome assembly. Lineage: Eukaryota; Metazoa; Nematoda; Chromadorea; Rhabditida; Rhabditidae.